GGCAGAAUUUAGCCGUUACACAACGACAAGUCGACAGCCUGAAUAUGCUGCUAUACAGUAUACAGCCAAUCUGUCGUACAGUUCAACAUGACUUAAUUUUUUCGGCUGUCGCCGCGCAAAGAUACGAAUGACUGACCAAGUCCAGCACCACUAGUACACUCCGGCUGAUGCAAGGCAUGAGCAUGACGAAUCCGCCUUCAUAUUCCGUAAGCAUCCCGGCCACAAGGAAUAGCGCCGUCGCAAGCGACACGAUCUCUCUGUGCCUCUCAUUUGUGACCCUGUAGCCAGUAGCCGUAUAGGCGUAUACCCACUCCGACGCAAUCACGCAAGAGCUGCAUCCAUGGCGGCGUCACCUCCUCGGCCUCGUGUCAUGGUGCUGCCCUUCCCGGCACAGGGCCACGUUAUGCCGCUCAUGGAGCUGUCGCACCGCCUCGUCGAGCACGGCCUCGAGGUCGUCUUCGUGAACACGGACUUCAACCACGCCCGCAUCCUCGCGGCCUUGGCAGGGGCGACGAUCCCUGGCGGCGGCGCGAUCGACCUGGUCUCCUUCCCCGACGGCAUGGGCCCCGACGGCGACCGCACGGACAUCGGCAAGCUGCUCCAAGGCUUGCCGGCGGCGAUGCUCGGCGGCCUGGAGGAGACGAUCAGGUCCAGGAAGAUAAGGUGGGUGGUGGCUGACGUGUCCAUGAGCUUUGUGCUGGAGCUGGUCCCCACGGUGGGCGUGCGCGUCGCCUUGUUCUCCACUUUCUCGGCCGCCAACUUCGCGCUGCGGCUGCAAGUUCCCAAGAUGAUAGAGGAUGGCAUCAUCGACGAAACAGGGAGUAUGAAAAGGAAUGAGAGGAUCCAGCUGAACCCCAAGAUGCCGGCCAUCGACGCCACCGAGCUUCCCUGGAUCAGCCUUGGCAAGAGCCCGGAGUCACGCAGAGCCAUGAUUCAGACCGUCCUCAAGAACAACCCAACAUUCAGGCUCGCCGAAACCAUCGUCUGCAACACGUUCCGGGAGAUCGAGUCCGCGGCGCUGCCCCUCCUACCCAUACCGGCGCUGGCCAUCGGCCCGUUGGAGGCGCCCAAGUCGACUUCGGCGGGCGGCCAUUUCUGGGCCGAAGACGAGAUCUGCCUCCCCUGGCUCGACGCGCAGGCUCCCGGCUCAGUCGUCUACGUGGCGUUCGGGAGCCUCACUGUGUUCGACGCGGAACGGCUCCAGGAGCUCGCCGACGGGCUGGUGCUCGCCGGGCGGCCGUUCCUGUGGGUGGUCCGGCCGAACUUCGCCGCCGACGGCGUCGGGGAGGGCUGGCUCGACGAGUUCCGGCGCCGCGUCGCCGGCAAGGGGCUCGUCGUCGGCUGGGCUCCCCAGCAGCGCGUGCUCUCGCACCCCUCGGUCGCGUGCUUCGUGUCGCACUGCGGGUGGAACUCGACCAUGGAAGGGGUGCGGCACGGCGUGCCGUUCCUGUGCUGGCCCUACUUCGCCGACCAGUUCCUGAACCAGAGCUACAUCUGCGACCUGUGGGGCAUUGGCUUGAGGAUCCGCGCCGACGAGCGGGGCAUCGUCACCAAGGAGGAGAUCAGGGGCAAGGUGGCGCGGCUGCUCCGGGACGAGGAGAUCAGGGCGAGGGCGCUGUCCUUGCAGGGAGCGGCGUGCGCCAGCGUCGCGGACGGAGGCGCCUCGCAUCAGGAUCUGCUCAAGCUUGUGAACCUGCUAAGAGAAGAUUAGACUUCAGCAUGUCAGGAAAUUUUGAGACGUUCAGAGGGAAAUUUUUAGAUAUA
Messenger RNA from Setaria italica (foxtail millet), 1764 nucleotides. RefSeq names its product UDP-glycosyltransferase 83A1. Lineage: Eukaryota; Viridiplantae; Streptophyta; Magnoliopsida; Poales; Poaceae. The record is from RefSeq and is a predicted model, not a curated record. The coding region runs from base 341 to 1711 and encodes 456 amino acids. The transcript is spliced from 2 exons. Gene Ontology annotation, molecular function: UDP-glycosyltransferase activity.